Molecule: messenger RNA, 1507 nt
Organism: Microstroma glucosiphilum
Lineage: Eukaryota; Fungi; Basidiomycota; Exobasidiomycetes; Microstromatales; Microstromataceae
Exons: 2
Coding region: 53-1384 (443 amino acids)
Source: RefSeq, a predicted model, not a curated record
CACUGCUGCACCUCUUCUUCAACUUGACACUCAGGUCUAGCGUCCAGUCCGCAUGAACGGUGACCGCGGCGAUGGAAGCACGAGCUCUGCAUCCUUAAUCUUUCUGCCCACCCGCGACUUGCCUCCUCUGCGUCCACUGCCGGCUAGCGAGGUGAUCCGAACCUGCCUUGAAAAGUUGGCACGAGCCAUUGGUCUAGGUCAGGAACGCGUAGUACGUCUUUCCCUCGAGCAUCUCGAAGGGAGCGGCCAAUGUCAACCAGUGAACCUCAGCACAAAGGAAGAGGAGGAGCAGGAUCACAGCGAUGGCUCCGACUCGCCAGCAUCUGCAGACACUAUCGAGUCUCGCUUCGCCCAGACCUGGCUCACAAGGAUCAUCUCUUCUUCUUCCUUGAGCGAAGGGACUGAUCUGCAGGAAAAGGCAGCAGAGGUACUCGCUGCCUUGUGUGGCAAUCCUGCUUCCGAACCAGAGCGGACCCGCUUCCACUUUGGUCCUGUGCAAGUGCUGAUCCAGGACUCGGCUAUCACGUCCGACGCUCUGGGCAAUCGGACGUGGGGUGCUGCACCUCUUCUUUCCCAGUUCCUCCUCUAUAAGUUCUCCAGCUCUUCACAAGAGACGAGGAGAUUGCCGAGGAAGGUGCUAGAGCUUGGAGCGGGCACGGGGCUGGUGGGUUUGGCGCUUACUGCUCUUGCUCAUGAGCUGGGGAGGAGCGUACAGGUGGACCUAACGGACUAUCAUCCUCACGUUCUGGAGAACCUGCGGAUCAAUGCACUCCUCAAUGAGGAAGAGUGGAAGAGCAAAGCAACAGAAGAGUCCGUCGCGGUGAGCAUCUCCAGACUCGAUUGGCAAGAGGUGCACGACUCCCUCUCCACUCCUGCGUCCUCGCCCGCGAAACAACUUUACUCCUCAACAGCCCAGACCCUUCCCUCUCUCCCCUCCUCUGGAAAUUCUCGGCACUCCUCCAGCAUUCCCAGCCUCUCCCCCUCGGAGCGUUACGACCUCCUCAUCGCCUGCGAUUGCGUGUACGACCCCCUCCACCCAAGCUGGAUCCGAUCCGUUGCGCACCGACACCUCGCACCAGGAGGGGUCCUCUACCUCAUCUCGCCGCUCAGAAGGACACACGCGCGGGAAGUGCAGGCAGUCUAUGAGGCGUUCCCUCGCAGUCGCCAGUACAAGGGUGACGUGGGGCGCGAUGCCACCGAGGUAGGCGAAGGUGAGGAGGAAGAGGAGGAGAGGCUAAGGAUCGUAUGGGAGCGGGACCAGGUGGGGUACGACAAUUUCGGUCCCAAGGGCGGCUUCGAUGGUGGAGGCGGAGGAAUAGACACAGAGCGGAGAAAGGGACUCAGGACGACCUAUCGGCUAUGGGAGAUCAGGAGGGCACGCUAGGUGGGAGACGAUAGGCCGCACUCGGCAUUUGCGCUCUGUAAUGUAGACUAGACGUACGAUGUCCAUUGGGUGACCAAGCAACCUUACACUACUUUUUUGAAUACAUUGAGAUUUUUGAGAUAU